AUGCGGAAAAGAAAGCAAAAGGCCUUAGGGCCUCAGCAGAAAGUUGACGUAGCUAAACUCCAGGCGGAUGCUAAGACGCAGCAUAUCCAAGAUAGCACCGCCAUGGUGCUACAAAACGCGCUUCAGCCGCAAAAGGAGCUAUUAGAGCACUGGAUGGAAGAUGCCAUUGAUAUCCAAAAGCAGGAGGCACUGCAGAAUUUAGAACGGGAGAUUGGAGAGCACGAGUCUUUUCUAAAAUCAUCAAAUGACUUGCUGCUCUCGUACAAGUGGGAAAUGCAAGACACGGACGAAGCCCUAGAGGCAGCCCGCCAUACCCUGGAAAGCACGCAUGAGGACCUUGCUGCUCUGCAACAGAAACGAAUUGAUACCAUAGAGCGAUACUUUGCAGAAAAAAGCCAAGCCCUCAAGCGUUCCUAUGUGCAGUCGAUCAGAGAAAUCAAAACCUCCCACGGCAAAUUUGUCAGAGAGAUUCAGACGCUAAUUCAACUGGUAAUAAUAGUCUUCAGUGUUUUGUCUAUCACUCCUGAUCCUUCUGACCCAGCACAAUCAUCCUGCCCAUGCCUGCACUACAAAGCAGCGCCUUCUGACUGCACCACACUUGUAUGGCCCGUAUAUCUUUGGAUGCGAACGAAAGUGCGAGUCUGUGCAAAGGGCAACGUCCAAUAUUUUAUGAUCGCAAUUCUGGGCGUUUAUUGCGAGGGCCGUUGGUGGCUAGUAGCAUUCCACCACGCACUGGAUGACACACGAGAAUAUUCAAACCAAAUCCGCGAAGAGGAACAAAUGAAGGCAACAGAGGAAACUCAAGACCUUUGCGGUGAGCUCUCUUUUCUGACAAAUAGGUCUAUUGAAGCUGAGCACCAGCUGCAGUCACAGCUAGACCAAACAAUCAAAGCUCUGAAGGGCCAGAUCGAAACCGCAAUGCAGAAUCACGCAGCAGCAACCGAAGGGCAGGCGCAAGAAUUCAGACGCCUCAGCGCCCAAGACAGCGCGCUCACCAAACAGGUGGAAGAGAAAGCGAGGCAAAUCGAGCGCAUGCAAACCGCCAUUAACCACUGGAAGGCAAAAGUUGCGCAAAGCAAACAAGUAAUGCCAUCUCUAUGGGCGCUAGGAAACCUAUUAACCCGUAGUUUAGCAAGCCUUAAAUAA
Molecule: messenger RNA, 1146 nt
Organism: Cyclospora cayetanensis
Lineage: Eukaryota; Apicomplexa; Conoidasida; Eucoccidiorida; Eimeriidae
Exons: 4
Coding region: 1-1146 (381 amino acids)
Source: RefSeq, a predicted model, not a curated record